AUGGGGGAUCCAGUUUUCGCCUCAUGUAACAAUCCCGAUCACUCGUGUUUGAUUCAGACCAUCGCAGGUCAGUCGAGGCUAAUCAUCGACUUGUUCGCGAAAAUCCAAGAUCUUGAGAAAAAACUUGAGACUGCGCGAGAUACGAUACGUAGCCCUGCCGUGCCCCCCUACCCAAGUAUCCAAGGAGCUGGCGUUGCGCCUCCGAGAAGAAACCAUACAGAUGAAUACAACCGGCCAUCAUCUACGCCAGUUGGAAGUACUGCACAACCCACCUAUGAAGACAACAAAGCCCAGACGCAAGGUCAAGUUUGCAAAUAUGGGUCGAGAUGUACACGUGAACAAUGCUGGUAUAAUCACCCGGAUCCAACUCCCGCAGGGACUUCGACCCCAGGCUCUUUGAAUCCAACUCAAGCUCAACCCGACGAACGCCCAACAAAGCGCAACAAAGAGUGCAAAUUCGGAGUUGACUGUACACGAGUGCUGGUUCGAGCACCCACCUGGCUGGUCACCUCCCGACUAUGCGGAUCGAGAUUCGCAGCCGCAAAAGAGCCCGACGCCGAGACUCAAGCCACCGAUGCAUCUAACUGGGCAAACAACCAGGACCCGAGUGGUUGGGAUACCCAACCUACACAUGAUUGGGGUACUCCAGCCGAUAACACCUGGGGUACGCCUGACAUGGGGCGGAGAAAUCCAUCUGAAUCCAACUGGAGUUCUCACCCGAGUGAUCGACCCAAGUCUUCUGUCAACAAUUUUAGGUCAACGCCAACUAGCACAUCUCGCGAAGGGUCGGUUUCCACUUCCACUACCAAUAAAUCUCAAGGCCAGAAGCGCAAGGCACGAGGAAAUGGCCACAGAACUGACUCUGCAAGUGUCACAACCAGAUCUACCCCUAUGUCCCCACGUUCUCUAGCCCCUACUCCAAUGUCAACACACGUCGAGUCUGUCCCCCUCCAGUCGUUAUUGUCCCCUUCAACUCAGCCCAAAGACCCUCUCUUGCACAAUGGAUCCAAUGCCAAUGAUGAAACAAAUACACCUCUGGAGCAGUCAGACCCUUUGCCAGCAUCUGAGCCAGAAGCUCCUGGGACUCCUAAAGCUUCAUGGGCCGACGAGCCCAAUAUUGACGUAGUCUACUACCCCGACCCGCCUCUUAAUCUUGACGAAAAUCAACAAACUAUUCCUGAAGAUAAGAACACAGAUAUUCGUGGAGACCAGCCCAUCGAAUCGUUUGAUUUGGAUCAAUUUGCCCCAAGUGAUUUAUACUCUUCUUGGGGGGUCACCGCACCUUCUGCCUCCGACUGGGGCAUGGAUCCAAACGAAUAUCCUGACCCAACCCCACCGAACAAGAAAUCGAAGUCUAAAGGCAAGCAGAAGGACAGUUCUCAAGGUAGCAAUGCCAGCCGUUCCACGAAUGGUUCGUCAAAAUCCGCGGCGCAAUCCGAAACUAGACUGUCAUCGACGAACAAAUCCAACGAAGCUGAGCGAACCCCACAGCCCACUCCUGUUGAACCCCCGCAAGGGGUUCCUCAAGAUGAGAUUCCCGACUGGCUGCUUGGAGUCGAUGAAGAUGCACACGCCACGUUAGGUAUCCCUCGUGUGCCAUCCCCCAAUCCGGAGGUUGCUUCAGCCCCUCCUCGACUAGCUCCCACCAACCCUCCCCCUCGUCCACCGCUUAGCAAGUUAGCGGGAGAGAACUUCCCCGUACUGAACGGCUUCGUACCCCCUCCUCGACCACUAACCAAGGACGAUACACCAUCCCAACCGACCUUCACUCCUAGACCCGUCGGAUGGAAAAUUACUCGUACGUCGGACGCGUCUUCUUCCAGAUCUGGAAAAUCUGGCAAAGGAAAGAAUGGCUCGGACAAGAAAUAG
Rhizoctonia solani is the source of this 1869-nucleotide messenger RNA. RefSeq lists its product as uncharacterized. The record is from RefSeq and is a predicted model, not a curated record. The transcript has 9 exons. NCBI's taxonomy places the organism in Eukaryota, Fungi, Basidiomycota, Agaricomycetes, Cantharellales, Ceratobasidiaceae. Bases 1 to 1869 code for a protein of 622 amino acids.